Saccostrea cuccullata (small rock oyster) is the source of this 1875-nucleotide messenger RNA. RefSeq lists its product as uncharacterized. NCBI's taxonomy places the organism in Eukaryota, Metazoa, Mollusca, Bivalvia, Ostreida, Ostreidae. Bases 1 to 1875 code for a protein of 624 amino acids. The transcript is spliced from 6 exons. The record is from RefSeq and is a predicted model, not a curated record.
AUGGAUCUUAAGGAUUUGGAACACUUGGAUGAUGACUAUUUUCCUCAUGCAUGUAGAUCCACCGGAUUGUCGAAAAACAGCUGCGAGAAAAAUGUACCUGGGGAUAAUGAUGAUGACAGUGACGACGACAUCGACAAAGAAUCUGUUCAACAAGACGACAUCAGGGACAAGAUAGACAGAUUUGGUAGAAACUCCGUCAUUGACAACAAUGAAGAGAGUUACAGUGAGGAGGAAGAAGAUAUAGAAUCCAUAGAAGAAAUACAAAACUCAAUACUGACCACAACUGAACUAACUAAAGAUGAAAAAGAUAUCUUCAUCAUGGGAAGACUGGCGUGUGUUGGGUUUGGCAUUCAUACACAGCGUGGGGAGGAGAGGAAAAGAAAGAAGUAUGCGUACUAUUCCCAAAAUCAAGAAGUUUGCAAAGGAGCCUUUCUUUUCGUACAUGGUGUUGGGUCCAAAUACGUUAAAAAUCUAGUGUCUCACAUGAUUGAAAAUGGACAGGUACCUCGUACCCACAAAAACAAGAGCAGACGCCCACCAAAUGCCUUUAAGUUCGACGACCUUAAACGAGCGAUCGACUAUAUUCAGAAUUACGCUGAAGAAUUUGGAUUACCACAACCGACAGUAAAAAACAAAAGUAUCCCUGUAACUUUUUUACCUUCAUCUGGCAGCAAAACAUCACUCCAUUCUUCGUAUUCUGCUUCUUGUGACGAGCUGGGAGAGAGGAAAGUUGGGCUAACUACCUUCAAACUUCUGUGGAAAGAAUGCUGUCCCCAUAUUAAAUAUAUGACGCCCCGCUCGGAUAUAUGUCCAAGAUGUGAAGAUUGUAGAGCCAAAAUUUCAACGGCAGUUGGGCUAGCUGAGAAGCAAGAGGAACUGCGAAUUUUCACAGAACACUUGUCUAAGGUUGAAAUGGAGCGACAGGCGUAUAACGAUGCAGUGAAAAAAGCGAGAGAGGAGAUGGGGGCAUUUGUUAGACCAGAGGGAUUGCUUCCUUCCUGUUCAACAGAUCUUCAGCAUGUCCACUAUACCUUUGACUUCUCGCAAGCACUUUCCAUUCCACAUCAUGCAAGACAAGAGGGGCCACUUUAUUUUUUGACGCCAAGAAAAGUGCAACUUUUUGGAGUUGCCAUAGAGGGAAAUUACAGCCAGAUGAAUUAUGUUGUUGACGAAGACCAGGGAAUGGGUGAAAAUGGAGCUGGAGUGAAAGGAUCGAACGGCGUUAUUUCCAUGCUUCAUCACUGCCUUACAACGUUUGGAUCUGGUGAAAAAGAAUGCAUCAUCCAUUGUGAUAAUUGUGCUGGCGAGAAUAAAAACAGAUAUGUCCUGGGCUAUCUGUCAUGGAGAACAUUGUUAGGCCUUCACAACAAUAUUACCCUUUCAAUGCAAGUGCCCUAUCACGGUCGUUGUCUAGUGGAUGCUGGGUUUGCAAACAUUAAGCGUCUCUAUCACAGAACUGAUGUUGACAGUCUAUCUGGACUAGUGGAUGUCGUCAACAAGAGUGCCAAAUCAAAUACCGCAGUUACAUAUUUGAACGAGGCGGGAGAGCACUGCUGGGAAUGGUUCGAUUGGAAGGCCUUUGUUUCCCAGUACUUUCUUCCAGUGAGAGGCAUAAGGAAGUUCCAUCAUUUCCGAUUUUCUUCCUCAUCUCCUGGAAAAGUAUACGUUAAAGAAAGCGUGGACGACGCAGAAACGGAAAUUGAGUUGCUGAAGUCUUCUAUUUCACCAGAAGAUUUUACAACAGUUGCCGUGAUGCCGGAAAUAAUACCACCCGGAGGAAUUUCCCCUGAGCGACAACAGUACCUCUACCGUAUGGUCAGACCAUUUGUCAGGGAUCCUUACAAGGAGAUGACAUGUCCAAAUCCCGAGGAAUGA